GUUUUUUUAUGAAAAUAAUACUCAAAAACUUUAAUAAAAUUGAGAUGGUGAUAAGAAAUCUAUAUAGCUAGCUAGGUGCCACACCGAUUGAUAAGAGGGAGGAGGAGGAGAUAAUGGAAAUAGUAGCGGCUAAAACCCUCUGCCUGGGCUUAAACCUCAAGUUAAUAAGUCACAAGCAUAAAGUGAAUGUCUUUACUCCAAAUCUAACUCGCAAAAUACCAUCCUUUUCCCAUCAAAUGAGAUGUGGGGCUCAAGGAUUUUGGAGAAGGGAAAAUGGUAGAUGUUUUACUCCUGUUGCGGCUGUAGUAUCAGCUGCUGAAGAUGUUGAAGUAUCUUCCUCUCGGUUCAAAGAUUGCACAGUGAUGAUUACGAGUACCAAUGAAGAUCAAGAAUUGAAGAUAAGAGUGGAAGUAUCUGGUGCUAAAACUAGAGCAAUUUUUGAAGAUGUUUUCAAAAAAAUGGUUACUGCAGCCCAGCCAAUCCCAGGAUUUCGAAGAGUAAAAGGAGGAAAAACACCGGAUAUACCUAGAGACAUUUUGUUAGAAGUUCUUGGACCUUCAAAAGUUUACAAGGAAGUGAUCAAGAAAGUCAUAAACUCUACUGUAGCUGAAUAUGUUGACAAGGAAGGCUUAAAAGUUAGCAAAGACUUGAGAGUUGAACAAAGCUUUGAAGAUCUUGAAGAUGCAUUUGAACCAGAUGAAAAAUUCAGCUUUGAUGCUGUCAUUCAGCUUCAACAAACAACUUGAAAAACAUUGCACUUUUGAGAAUGAAUCCAAUUUUGCCCUGUAUUAAUUGUUCCAGCAACUUGUUUGCUCACUGGAAUGUGAAACUAAAAUUAGGUGAAUGUACAGAGUUAUCAGAUCCCUUUUCUAUUAAUUAUUUAUUUAACCAUUUUGAGGCUCA
Messenger RNA from Populus trichocarpa (black cottonwood), 903 nucleotides. RefSeq lists its product as uncharacterized. NCBI's taxonomy places the organism in Eukaryota, Viridiplantae, Streptophyta, Magnoliopsida, Malpighiales, Salicaceae. Bases 114 to 746 code for a protein of 210 amino acids. Gene Ontology annotation, molecular function: ribosome binding; peptidyl-prolyl cis-trans isomerase activity; protein folding chaperone. The record is from RefSeq and is a predicted model, not a curated record. Gene Ontology annotation, biological process: protein transport; protein unfolding; 'de novo' cotranslational protein folding. The transcript has 8 exons.